Molecule: messenger RNA, 5226 nt
Organism: Bursaphelenchus okinawaensis
Lineage: Eukaryota; Metazoa; Nematoda; Chromadorea; Rhabditida; Aphelenchoididae
Source: the annotation of a GenBank genome assembly
AUGUCUCAAGGUUAGUUAAUUAUAAAAUUUUAAAGUUAUUUUCGUUUUUUGUUAUAACUUUGUACUAAAAUUUAUUGUAUGUUUGACUGUUUUCAGGCUCGAGUAGUGACCUAGGAUCUGAAGGGUAAGAUGUUUACAAUUUUUUUUAUCUUUUAAGAGUCUUUUUUUGUUGUUUAUUUGGAAAUGCACUACCUAAACGUUUAUUAAAGUGCGUCAGAGAGAAUAAAAAACUUUUUUUUGUAAAAUGUUACUAUAUUUUGGAGUUUUAAAGGGUGUUUUUAAAUAUUUGGGUUAACUUUGAAUAAACAAGUAUACUAACAGGUUCAAAUUUUAAUUUUCUUAUUUUUAGAUCCAAUUCUAUGCGAUUGUUAUUUGGCGGUAGUGCGGAAGUCUUGAAAGCGGCCGAACUCGCAGCGUUGAAAGCAGAAAGCCAAGGGGACGCUGAAUCUGAAGCCUCGCAAGGAAACAACGGCAAUACAGUAAGUUAUAUUACUUUAUUUUGUGUUAUUUAGGCAGUGGCAAUCGUUUUUUGUGUAAUAUGGUUAAUUUUGGGUAUUUUUAGGCACGAAACGGUGAAUUAAGUACCGUUUACGAAGAAUCCGAAAACAUGGAGUCUCAGCCAACCGUCUCUAAUAGAAAUGGUACUAAUGGUAAUGGUAGUACUCAGGAAGUGCCCGAAGACCCUCAAGUAUCGCAGAAGCAGUCUGAGAAACCACAGGAAGUUCCAGAAAUCAACGUUCAAGCUCAACAGUUUUUGGGUGAAAAGGAGGAAUCGCAAAUGGUCGAUGACUCGUUGGCCGCAUUAAUGGAAGAUGAUGAUGAACAAGGUUCCGGGGCUCAAAAUCGUCAGUUCGAAGACAGUUUGAUUGGUGUGCAAGGUGGGGUGUUGGACGAUAACGAUGAGAAUAACGCUAACCAUCCGUUUUCGGAUUCAGAAACUGUUGGUCAACAAGUUACUGCAGAAGGGCGGGCUACAGAUGAUUCACAGGACUUCCAAUUUUUGGAACAAGGCGAAAGUGCAGAGGAUUUGGCUAUAAAGGACAGCACUGAGACCGAAAAUGUGGGCCAAGACGAAGGAGGCCAGCAGAAUGUUGAGGAAGAUCUUCAGAAUGCAGCUGAAAUCCAAGAAUCUUCAAACAAAAACGACGAAUCUUCUGAUUUGGUAUCAGUUUGGGCACAAAAACCAGAAGGAGAACAAGUGGAACAAGAGAAGGAAGUUAUAGAACCAGCUGAAGAAGGCGAGAAAGACAAAGUGCCACUUGAAGCCACUGAAGAACCAGACUUGCCAGAAAAGAUUGAGAGCGAAAAGUUGAAUGUUUCUGAUGAUGUUACUGAAGAUACGGAAAGAGCUGCUGCUGGUAACGAUGAUGUUGUUGGCGAAAUUGAAGACACAACUGGUGAACAACAUAAUGAAUCUCUAAAGAAGGCUGGCCAAGUUCAAAUCGACGAUGAUUCCAUUGCCGAAGUUGGAGAUGCUGCUGUUGAUGAUAAAAAUCAAGAUGUCGAUAAGAAGGAUGAAAAAGAUAACAAGGAAAAAGUAGAUGCUGUCAAACCAGCUGAGGAAGAUGACGUUGAGGGUAAAAUAGAAAAGGUUACAGUGCAACCGUUGACUGAAGAAUCUGAAUCUAAACGUCCAGCGCGAAGAAGCCGGCUGUCAGCUGCUGCCAACAUGGAGCAAGUCACUCCAAGGUCUUCAAGAAGAACAAGAAAGACGGAAACACCAGCUGAAGAACCAAAGGAAGAAGAAACAAAGGAAAAAGAGGAAGUUGAAGGUAAGAUUUAUUUUUUUGGUUUAAAAAUUUUUAAAAGUACUUUUUACGUGUAUUAUAGUGGUGAUUGUGAUAUUUUUAGAAAAAACCCCAAGAGCCACCCGAGGUCGUCGUUCUACUCAACAAACUCCAGUGGAAGCUCCAAAAUCGACUGGCCGAGCCAGAAGAGGCCGAAAAUCAGAGCCAGAACCGGUUGAGGAAGUUGCAGAAGAACAGGAAGAAAAGAAAGAAGAGGUUGAAGAGCAACAAGAAGAGGAAGUUGAGGAGCAUAAAGUUGUUGGUGAGUUUUAUUUUACUAACUUUUGUAAAUUUUAGGUGAUAAAGUUGGAAAAAUUAUGUUUUUAAAAAAGUAGAUUUGACCUUUUUAUGCGUUCAUUUUGAUUUUUGCUAUUUUUAUCAACCUGAUGGCUAAAAAAAAAUAAAUUUUAAAUUUUUAUUUAACGUCAUUUUAAUUUUUUUAGAAAAACCAGCAAACCAAACGAAGAAGCCAUCAUCGGCCAAAAAGUCAAAGAGAUCUGAAGCAGACGCUUUGAAGGAAGACCUCGAAGAAUCCGGAAUCAAACUGGACGAAGAGCCAGCUUCAGGAAGACGCUCUAGCCGCCGUAGACCAGCUGAAACUCCAAAAGCUGUUGCUAAAACACCAGCUAAAGCAACAAAAACAGAAGAGAAAACUCCAGCGCGAUCUACAAGAACUCCUAAGGCACCAGUUGAGGAUAAACCAAGAACUUCAGCACGAACUACAGCUAAAUCAACUCCAAAAACGGUCGAAAAGCCGAAAGAGACACCAAAACGCAAACGACAAGCGAAGAAAGAAGAGGAACCAGAAGAGCCAAUGGAAGUAGAUGAAGAAGAAAAGUCGUCAGAAGAAGAGAUAGAAGAACCAACACCUAAAAGAGGUCGUCAAGCUAAAACCACACCGAAAACGGCCGAAAAGGUCAAAGAAACUUCACGACGAGGUCAAAAAGCAGCGACUGAACCGAGGAAAUCGACCAAAAAGGCUGCGAACGCGAAUAAAACUUCGGAUGACCCAUUCGAUUUUGAUGAACAAAGUGAUAAUCAUCCACAACCAUUGUUUAAUGUGAGCAAGGCUGGGUUCAGCAACAUCAAGUUUACUUUGUCACCAAGAAACCAGAAGACUGCUGAGUAAGUUCAUACUUUUGAUAGCGUUAUAAUUAGUAGUUAAAGUGGAAGAAUGGUUGAAUUUUAUUAUUUACUGAGGUAGACGGUGGUUAAGAUACUUAUGAUAUUUUCAUUUUAAAAUUUUGGGAUAAUUUUGUCUUUUUUAGAUCACGCUACGCAAAUACCGAAAAAGCAGCAGCCGAACGCCUUCAAUCUCAACGAGAAGAUGCGGACGAACCAGUGAGAAAACAACUUUCAAUCACCGAACUCAGCACUUCAACCCCGAGUGCCAAGGCUGCUUUGAAAUCCAUCACACCGAAAACUAGUCAGCCAAGGACCCGGAAAGCCAAAACUCCAGAACAGAAAACACCAAAAGUAGUCAAAACUCCACGAGAAAAGAAAGCAACCCCAAAAGUGGUCGAACAGAAACAAGAACCAGAGAUUACGGCGCCAGAAGUGGACAAGAAGGACCAAAAAGAGAUUGAUUUUGCCCACGAACCAUUCCCAACGGGCAUGCGUGUCUUUGCUCUAUGGGGGAGACAACUAUACCCAGCCAUUGUUGUGGACCGAGAUGGCUUGGGCAGAUACAAGGUAUUCUUCGUGGAGGACAGUCUACACAGAGAUAUCCCACCGACCGGCAUAGUACCGUUGGCAUGGCUUAAGGAAGGUACUAAAGUCACAACGACUGACGAUGAAGGCAUUGAAGUGGUUGGCGAGGUUACAAACGUACCGGAUUCAGAUAAUGUUGAUGUAUGGAAUGAAGCCAUCUUUGAAUUAAAGGAUGGUAGUGAGAAGUAUAGCACGUAGGUUUAUAUUUUACUUGAAAAGCUAUAACAAUUGUAAAUGAAGUGUUUUUGAAUUAUUUUUGUAGCCAGUGACGUCGUUUGGGGGAGGGGGGGGUGGUUCGGGGCGACUCUUCCCCCCCCCCUCCCCCAGAGCCGAUCCGAAAAAAAAUUCCACAGGUACGUGAAAAAACGAAAAAAAAAAUUUUUGAAAAAUUGGUCCGCCUGUGGACCAAAAAAAAUUUUCGACCUCCCCCCCAGAGAAAAUCCGUAGCGACGUCCCUGGUUGUAGCUAAGCAAAAUUUAUAUAAAAUCGUUUCAGCGCACCAUGGGGACAACUAUAUUUAAGUCUGGCACAACAAAAAGCCAUUGGAGUACCAGCGAACAAGUCCGUAGUUGUAGGAGAGGAUAAUGUGGUGCCAAGAUCUAGAAGAAGUCACGCUGCAACUUUCAACACUCUGAAAGAGGAGCCAAAGUCAGCGUCGAGGAAGAGAAAACAACCAGAAGAAGCGACUCCAGAAGUCACCAAACCUAAACGAGGACGACGAUCUAAGGCUUCCGAAGUUGUAGCAGACAAAGGAUCAGAAGAGGAAGCAAUGGAAGUGGUCAAUGAAGAUGAGUUGUUCAAAGGAAAUUACUACUUGUUGACUUCGUCGGCCAGAAGAGCCAAUUGUAAGUUUAGUUUUUGGUAUAAAUAACAUUGUUAUAAAUUAAAUACAAUAUUAACAUCAGAGUUUGACUGAAUUUUUUUAUAAAAGAUAUUUUUAGUGACAGACUUCAACAAACGAGAGUUCAAAGCCAUGAUCGAAGCCAGAGGAGGAACUGUAUUGGAAGAAAUCACUGACUUACCAGAGAAUGCUACCGCUUUUCUCGUGGCUGACACCUAUUACAGAACUCACAAGUACCUUUUCGCCUUGGCCGCAGACAUUCCAUGCGUUCACUACAGCUGGAUUCAGAAGUGUGUUGAUCAGAGCAAAAUCCUCGCCUACAAAGACUUCCUCCUACCGGCCGGGAUUUCCUCCCUGGACGACGAAGAGCACCCGUGCCAACCGCUGAAAGGAAAACUUCUGAAAGAUCAAAACGUUUUGGUUUAUUCGGCUCAGGAGGCGGCUGAAAAUUUGAUCCAGUUUGCGGAGAUCUGGCGGCCCAUGCUGUUAACCCUUGGAGCUAAAGUAACAUCGACGGCGGAAACAGAUGUUGAGAACUUUAAAGCAUUUAUGGCUGAAAACCAAUUCGACUUUGUACUUACUGACAAAACAUGCUCUCCUGAUUUGGCCAAAGUUGUGGAGGAAGCUGGAAUUCCAUUGGUCAGCUCGAACCUGGUCAUUCAUGUAAGUUAGAGUUUUGUGAGAGAAGUUGAAUUGACUUUGUAGAGUGUUUUUUACACUAUAAAAUAAUUUUGAGCAGCUCAUAUCAAUUUGGAAAUUGUAAAAUAUUUAGACGUGCCUGUUUUAGAUAUUGUUUUGUCAUUUAAAAUAAUUUUUCAAUUUUAGGGAAUCGUCACUGGCGACUGGGUGGACGUCUCGGCUCAUCCUUCCUUCGCACCAACAGCUUAA